UAAUAAAAAUUAUAUUUUCAUAUUCAAAUGCUGACGUUAAGAUGGCUGUUAAAAGAGCACAUAAUAUGUCAAUGAACGCAGUCUUCAUCAACACAUCAAGGAGAGAAGAAAUCACCAGAUAGCGAAGAUGCAGGGGAGUCUGUUUCUGUCCAUUCUGAUGGGUCAGUGUUCAUUCUUCACUUGUCACCUCUAUGAGUACCACUUUAUUAAAGAGCCUAUGACCUGGAGUGAUGCCCAGAAGUAUUGUAGAGAGGAGUAUACAGACCUGGCCACAGUGUCUAACAUGUCAGACACGAAAAGACUCUGCAACUCUGCAAGGAAUAAAGACAAAGCCUGGAUUGGGCUGGUCAACCUACCAGGUGCCAACAGGAAGUGGCGCUGGUCUAUGUCAGGGGUGGAGUUCAAUGAAACAGAAGCAAAAGAGAAAUGGGAAGAUGAGAUAUGGAAUGACCAUCCCGAUGAGAACUGUGGGUUUGUGAGGAAGAAUCUCAAAUGGGGAAACAAAUCUUGUAAAGACAAAGGUCCUUUCAUCUGCUACGAUGAGAGCGAUCCAUUCCAUUUUAUAGUAUAUUGGUGGAGUGAGUGGCAAGAAGCCCAAACCUACUGUCGGGACAAACACACAGACCUGGUCAGUGGGCUGAACCAGUUAGAAGAUGAAGAACUGAGAAAAAAGAUAACGUCUGAAUGGAAUGGGAUGUACAUGGGCCUGUUCAGAGACUCCUGGAGUUGGUCCGACAACAGUAGUUUCUCUUUUAGACACUGGGAUCAACACUUCAUACAGUCAGACAAUGGGAAAUGUGCUGUGACCAUGCUGGAUGAAAAAGGCAGAUGGGAGGCUGAAGACUGUGAUGACGAAAAACCCUUCUUCUGCUAUGAAGAUAAAGUGAUCCUGAUCAAUCAGAACAAGACCUGGGUGGACGCCUUAUAUUACUGCAGGGAGCACCACCGGGACCUGGUCUCCAUCACCAACCUGGACCAGCAGAGAUGGGUCCAAGAGAAACCCAAGAAGGCCAACAGUCCCUACGUCUGGCUGGGACUGCGCUACACCUGCACCCUGGAUUUCUGGUUCUGGGUCAGUGACGAGGUGGUCUCCUAUGAGAACUGGGACUCACAGAAGACAAAUGUUGAUUGUGACAUGUCUGGAGCCAUGGACAGAGGAGGAAAACAUACGUGGUUCAAUAAGAAUGACAAUGAGAAGUUUAAUUUCAUCUGUUCUAAGUAA
This is a messenger RNA of Etheostoma cragini (Arkansas darter), 1222 nucleotides long. Its product is annotated as C-type mannose receptor 2-like. NCBI's taxonomy places the organism in Eukaryota, Metazoa, Chordata, Actinopteri, Perciformes, Percidae. Bases 128 to 1222 code for a protein of 364 amino acids. The transcript is spliced from 5 exons. The record is from RefSeq and is a predicted model, not a curated record.